Molecule: messenger RNA, 1605 nt
Organism: Didymodactylos carnosus
Lineage: Eukaryota; Metazoa; Rotifera; Eurotatoria; Philodinida; Philodinidae
Source: the annotation of a GenBank genome assembly
AUGAAUGAAGAACCUGUAACGUUUGAUUCAUCAGUUGACUUUUCAAUACGGAAAGAAACAGCGUCUGUAGUGACAACCACACCAUUAUCUUUACAAGAAUCGACAGAUGUAAAUCAAAAAGAUUUAAAUAUAUCGUCAAGUAGUGGUAAUGGUGGUCAUCCAACUUCGUUCUAUCAAUCAUCGAGUGAUUAUUACGUUAGUGGAUAUCAAGAUCCAUUAUUUUUCUUUCAACAACCGCUGUACUAUCGACAAGUCCCAUUGAUGGAUAUACAAGGAAAACAACAAAAGCUACCAAGAUCAUCGAAUAAAAAGAAAUGCAAACAAUCGUCAAAUAAACGAAAGAAUUUAGAAGUAGUUACAAGAUCCAAUACAAAAAAGGUAAAUAUUUCGCAAAAAAAGCGGGCAAUAUCAUUGACGCAGAAAAAAAACAAUAAUUUUACUAAAAUGGGUAAAUCAACGAUAAGUACAAGACAAAUGUCCUUAAGAUCAGGUGCCAAAAGACAUUUAGUAAAUUAUCAAAUUCAAAGUAGAAAUAAAAAUGAGAAACAAAAGUGGAAAGCAGAGACUAGUUCAAAUAGGGUAAAACCUAUUCAACAAAAACCUAGUAGAACAACAACGAAAAAAAUCAAUUACACAAAUAAUCGUGCAGUAUCAACAACAUCAAAAUCGUUAUUACGUAGUAGCCCUUCUACCACUCAUCGAUAUGUUAGACAUUCACAAAUGCAAAAUGUCAGUGAUAAAAAUCGUUCGAGAUCGUCAAUUAGAAGUGCAAAGUUAAAAAAAGAAAAUUUAGCAUCAGAGUCGCCCAAAAACACGAAUUUAGAACAAAAGGAUGCAUGUUUACAGUUAAAUGCAACAGUGACACCACAAAACACCUUCGCAACUAAGCGUAAAAAUGAAGAAGCAAGUAUAAAGCAAAACAUAGAUAUUAGUCUGAGUGAUUAUAAUAUUUCAGAACCAAAAGUGCCAUCAUCUAUCAUAGUUAAAUCUAAAAAUGACCAAAAAUAUCUAGUAAUAGAUACCAAAACCAAUCUAAAGAGAAAUAAAAAAUUCUUUAUCAAUGAACGAAAGUUGUCAAAUCGUUUGCAUCCAAUACUGAAAGGUAGGAAUAAACGUAGAUUGAAUGUGCGAACACAAAAUGUACCGAUGCAUCGAGUAAAAAAAUUAUCCAGAAAUAUACGUGGAACAAUUUUAACAACAAAAUUGAAGAAACAUCACGAUCAACGAUCAACAUUUAGUUUUCCUCGUUGCACUAGUCAUACAUUGAUUACCACCGCUCCAUUGACCAACUAUUUAAGUACGAGCCAUCCAAAUCUAAUUGGUGAUGGUAUCCAUAUGUAUCAACAUAAAUCAAAUCCUUCAUUCUCGCUAUUCUCUACUGAAAACAACAAAAAGCAAACAUCAUCACCAUUUAUCACGUCAAAAAACAGUGCACGAUUAACUAGUAAGAACAAUAAUAGAACAACACUCUCAUCGAUUAGCAUCAAAUCAACAAGAGUACAAAAUAAAGGUGCCAAGCAUUCAAAUUCAAUUCUGAGUGCAUUCAAUAAUAAACAAAAUCUAGAAUCGUUGAAAAGCACACGCAACAAAAAACGCAAACAAUGA